CCCCGACGACUGUAGUGGAGCAUUUUAAGGCCAAGUACGCCGCCGCGCGAUCGCCCGGCAGUCAGGCCUUCUGCUAUCAGGCUGGUGCUGAUGUGUCUCUGGCUUGGCUUGCCACCGCUCGAUGUGUUUGUGAGUUGCCGCCGCCCCAGCCUGUGGGUGUCCCAGGCCAACUUCGGCGGCGAGCGAGGGGGGAACCGCCGAGAUGUGUCUCUGGCUUGCCUCAAGCCGGGCCCCCCUCCUCCUCCUCCUCCUCCUCCUCCUCCUCCUCCUCCUCCUCCUUCUCCUCCUCCUCCUUUUUUUCCUCCUCCUUCUCCUCCUCCUCCUCCUCGCGUGUCCUCGCCCACGGCGGAGCCUGGUUGACGCGCACCUUGGCUGCACGGCGGCUGCCUUUCUAAGCCUCGCCCCUCCAGCGCGCUUCUCUUGGCCGGCGCCACUCGGGUCGGACGAGACGGGAGAAUCGGGGAAGUGGGGGCUACGAGCUCUGCCGCACGCAGCUGACCUCGGCCCCGCCGCUGGGCGCCAUCCUCGGUACUACCAUGUGCUCGGGACCGCCGACGUGGGUAUGGA
Prorocentrum cordatum is the source of this 567-nucleotide messenger RNA. NCBI's taxonomy places the organism in Eukaryota, Dinophyceae, Prorocentrales, Prorocentraceae. The record is from the annotation of a GenBank genome assembly.